Molecule: messenger RNA, 2666 nt
Organism: Malania oleifera
Lineage: Eukaryota; Viridiplantae; Streptophyta; Magnoliopsida; Santalales; Ximeniaceae
Product: toMV susceptible protein tm-1(GCR26)
Exons: 9
Coding region: 182-2455 (757 amino acids)
Biological process (GO): carbohydrate derivative metabolic process
Molecular function (GO): catalytic activity; carbohydrate derivative binding
Source: RefSeq, a predicted model, not a curated record
GUCGCCGCCGCCGCUGCUCUGUUGUUCGCUGAUCUUUAAGGAAGGCUAACAGAGAAGCACAGGUGACGAACAUUACAAGCAAUACAAAAUUAGAACGCUGCGGAGGCUACACCAUUGUCAUCAUCUGCUCUGGAACCCUAGCUCCAACUAAAAUCAAGAUUAACUCCGAUCAACGACAACAAUGGCGCCUCAUGACAAUGAUGCUCGCCAUCAAGUAUUCUGCGUCGGAACGGCCGAUACGAAGCUCGAGGAGCUCCGGUUCCUAUCCGAUUCCGUCCGCUCCAACUUGAACAGCUUCCUCAUCUCUUCUUCUGAGAAGGUACUAGUAACGGUCGUUGAUGUUUCCACGGGACCGAAGGGGAUGGAGAGCUUCGAGGACUUCAAUUUUGUGACAAGAAAUGAAGUUUUCUCUCAUUACUUUGAAUCAGCGGAACGAGCUUCAUCCUCCCUUCCAGAUGACAGAGGCAAGGCGAUUUCUAUAAUGAGCAAAGCACUUGAACAUUUCCUUAAAAAAUCUCAUGGGGAUCAUGUCCUUGUUGGAGCUAUUGGGCUUGGAGGCAGUGGUGGAACAUCUCUUAUGUCAUAUGCCUUUAGAUGUCUCCCAGUUGGAGUACCUAAGGUGAUUGUAUCCACCAUGGCUAGUGGUCAAACCCAAGCUUAUGUUGGCACAUCAGACUUAGUAUUAUUUCCAUCCGUGGUGGAUAUCUGUGGAAUUAAUAGCUUAAGCAGGGUUAUAUUAUCAAAUGCUGGGGCAGCUUUUGCCGGAAUGGUGACUGGAAGCCUCCAGAGGUCCAUGGAACCUCGUAAUGCUAAUGAAAAGUUCACUGUGGGCAUAACCAUGUUUGGCGUUACAACUCCUUGUGUCAAUGCUGUCAAAGAAAGAUUGGUUAAGGAAGGCUUCGAGACCAUGGUUUUUCAUGCCACAGGGGUUGGGGGCAGGGCUAUGGAGAAUCUGGUACGAGGAGGAUUUAUUCAGGGUGUUCUGGACAUUACAACGACAGAGGUUGCAGAUUAUGUUGUUGGAGGUGUUAUGGCUUGUGAUAGUUGCCGAUUUGAUGCUAUCAUAGAAAAGAAGAUCCCUUUGGUUUUGAGUGUGGGAGCCUUGGAUAUGGUUAAUUUUGGAGCUAAAGAUACCAUACCUUCCAAUUUUCAGCAAAGGAAGAUUCAUGAACACAAUGAGCAGGUUUCACUUAUGCGAACUACUGCAGACGAAAACAAGAAAUUUGCUGGCUUUAUUGCUAACAAAUUGAACAAGUCAGCAUCAAAGGUUUGUGUGUGCCUGCCACAGCAAGGUAUCUCUGCUUUAGAUGCACCGGGGAAGGCCUUUUACGAUCCCGAGGCCACUACAACUCUAGUAAAUGAAUUACAGAUGCUCAUUCAGACAAAUGAAGAUCGAAAGGUAAAGGUGUAUCCCUGCCAUAUUAAUGAUCGUGGGUUUGUGGAUGCGUUGAUUGACUCAUUUUUAGAGAUGAUGGCAAGGAAUUCUGAAAAUACCAGUCCAUGUCAAAUUGCAUUUGGCAAAUCCAGUGAAGAGCUAGAUGAGAAUACUAGUUCUGAGCCGAGUUUGUCAGGCUAUGGAACUAUUUGCCACAGCCCAACUGGUUUCCCUGAUGCAAGACCAGAAACUUUGCAAAGAACACAGGCAAUAUUGCAGCAACUGAAAGAUCAAAUAAGUAAAGGGAGGCCUAUAAUAGGAGCUGGUGCAGGGACUGGCAUAUCAGCAAAGUUUGAGGAAGCUGGUGGUGUGGAUUUGGUAGUCAUAUAUAACUCAGGGCGCUUUCGAAUGGCAGGAAGGGGUUCAUUAGCAGGCUUAUUACCUUUUGCUGAUGCAAAUGCAGUAGUUCUUGAAAUGGCCAAUGAGGUGUUGCCUGUGGUGAAAGGAGUACCGGUUCUUGCUGGAGUAUGCGCAACUGACCCUUUCCGUCAGAUGCAUUACUUUUUAAAGCAGUUGGAGUCAAUUGGAUUCUCUGGUGUGCAAAAUUUUCCAACUGUCGGUCUCUUUGAUGGCAAUUUUAGAAAAAAUUUGGAAGAGACUGGGAUGGGAUAUGGCUUGGAGGUUGACAUGAUUGGAAAAGCACAUAGAAUGGGUCUUUUGACAACCCCUUAUGCUUUUAACUGUGAUGAAGCUAUUGGAAUGGCAAAAGCUGGGGCUGACAUCAUAGUGGCACAUAUGGGCCUCACGACAUCUGGGUCAAUUGGUGCAAAAACAGCUGUUUCAUUGGAGGAAAGUGCUGUGUGUGUUCAAGCUAUUGCAGAUGCAGCACAUAGGAUCAAUCCUGGCGUAAUUGUGCUCUGCCAUGGAGGCCCUAUAUCUGGUCCAAAAGAGGCAGAAUUCGUAUUAAAAAGAAUGAAGGGAGUGCACGGAUUUUAUGGGGCUUCAAGCUUGGAGAGACUGCCAGUUGAACAAGCUAUAACAAGCAGAGUCCAGCAAUACAAAUCAAUUUCCAUAAAGUGAAAUUAAUUCGAUGUCUGUUGCAAGGGCAGGUUUGUCAAAUAGGGCCUUUGUAUUACACCUUUAACACGGCCCCUUUUUCCUAUAAUUGUAGUUGCUCCCCGACCUGCCACAGCCUAUCUAAAUUUUACCUUUUAAUGAAUAAUUUUGUGAAAAUAUUUUAUGUAAUAUAUACUUUGCCCAUACAAGACAAAUACAUCCUAUAUUUUCCGAA